This is a messenger RNA of Budorcas taxicolor (takin), 1779 nucleotides long. It is a transcript of the gene LINGO3, whose product is annotated as leucine rich repeat and Ig domain containing 3. Gene Ontology annotation, molecular function: protein binding. Bases 1 to 1779 code for a protein of 592 amino acids. The record is from RefSeq and is a predicted model, not a curated record. The transcript has a single exon. NCBI's taxonomy places the organism in Eukaryota, Metazoa, Chordata, Mammalia, Artiodactyla, Bovidae.
AUGACCUGCUGGCUGUGGGUGCUAAGCCUGCAGCUCCUGCUCCUGCCCGCGGCCCUGCCCCCCGCAGGGGGCUGCCCGGCCCGCUGCGAGUGUACGGCGCAGACGCGCGCGGUAGCCUGUCCCCGGCGCCGGUUGACCGCGGUGCCCGACGGCAUCCCGGCCGAGACGCGCUUGCUGGAGCUCAGCCGCAACCGCAUCCGCUGCCUGAACCCGGGCGACCUGGCCGCCCUGCCGCUGCUGGAGGAGCUGGACCUGAGCGAGAACGUGAUCGCGCACGUGGAGCCGGGUGCCUUCGCCAACCUGCCGCGCCUGCGAGUGCUGCGCCUCCGCGGUAACCUGCUCAAGCUCAUCCCGCCCGGCGUCUUCACACGCCUGGACAACCUCACGCUGCUGGACCUGAGCGAGAACAAGCUGGUCAUCCUCCUGGACUACACCUUCCAGGAUCUGCGCAGCCUCCGCCGGCUGGAGGUGGGCGACAACGACCUGGUAUUCAUCUCGCGCCGAGCCUUUGCCGGGCUGCUGGCUCUGGAGGAGCUCACCCUGGAGCGCUGCAACCUGACAGCGCUGUCGGGGGAGUCGCUGGGCCACCUGCGGGGCUUGGGCGCCCUGCGGCUGCGCCACCUGGCCAUCGCCGCCCUAGAGGACCAGAACUUCCAGCGGCUCCCGGGCCUGCUGCACUUGGAGAUCGAUAACUGGCCGCUGCUGGAGGAGGUGGCCGCCGGCAGCCUGCGGGGGCUCAACUUGACCUCGCUGUCCGUCACACACACCAACAUCACCGCCGUGCCCGCCGCCGCCCUGCGCCACCAGGCUCACCUCACCUGCCUCAACCUGUCGCACAACCCCAUCAGCACGGUGCCACGCGGGUCCUUCCGCGACCUGGUGCGCCUGCGAGAGCUGCACCUGGCUGGGGCCCUAUUGGCCGUGGUGGAGCCGCAGGCCUUCCUGGGGCUGCGGCAGAUUCGCCUGCUCAACCUCUCCAACAACCUGCUGUCCACGCUGGAGGAGAGCACCUUCCACUCAAUCAACACGCUGGAGACGCUGCGUGUGGACGGGAACCCGCUGGCCUGCGACUGCCGCCUGCUGUGGGUCGUGCAACGCCGCAAGACCCUCAACUUCGACGGCCGCCCGCCGGCCUGUGCCACCCCGGCCGAGGUCCGCGGCGACGCGCUGCGCAACCUGCCAGACUCGGCGCUCUUCGAGUACUUCGUGUGCCGCAAGCCCAAGAUCCGCGAGCGGCGGCUGCAGCGCAUCACAGCGGCCGCGGGCGCCGACGUGCGCUUCCAGUGCCGCGCCGAGGGCGAGCCGGCGCCCACCGUAGCCUGGGUGACCCCGCGCCACCGCACGGUGACCGCCGCCAGCGCCGGCCGGGCGCGCGUGCUGCCGGGCGGCACGCUGCACAUCCGGGACGCACGGCCGGGGGACAGCGGCACCUACACGUGCGUGGCCAGCAACGCGGGCGGCAACGACACCUACUUCGCCACCCUGAGCGUGCAGCCCGAGCCGGCCGUCAACCGGACCCCGGGCGAGGGCCGCAACGACACGCAGGUGGCCGCGCGCUUCCCGCUCGACCUCACCACUAUCCUGGUGUCCACCGCCAUGGGCUGCAUCACCUUCCUGGGUGUCGUCCUCUUCUGCUUCCUGCUGCUCUUUGUGUGGAGCCGCGGCCGCGGGCAGCACAAGAACAACUUCUCGGUGGAGUACUCCUUCCGCAAGGUGGACGGGCCCGCCGCCGCGGCGGGCCAGGGGGGCGCCCGCAAGUUCAACAUGAAGAUGAUAUGA